Messenger RNA from Populus trichocarpa (black cottonwood), 1708 nucleotides. RefSeq names its product arginine biosynthesis bifunctional protein ArgJ, chloroplastic. Gene Ontology annotation, biological process: L-ornithine biosynthetic process; L-arginine biosynthetic process. The record is from RefSeq and is a predicted model, not a curated record. Lineage: Eukaryota; Viridiplantae; Streptophyta; Magnoliopsida; Malpighiales; Salicaceae. Gene Ontology annotation, molecular function: L-glutamate N-acetyltransferase activity, acting on acetyl-CoA as donor; L-glutamate N-acetyltransferase activity, acting on acetyl-L-ornithine as donor. The coding region runs from base 99 to 1544 and encodes 481 amino acids. The transcript is spliced from 16 exons.
AGCCGCCAGUCAGUGGUCACUCGGCUGCUGCUACUGUGAUAAAAAGACCACUGGCACCGGUUGUUUCACCUUCUGCAUUCGCCGCCACUUCCCAAAAGAUGCAUACUUGUGCUCCUCCUCAUCACUUUUCCUCUCUAAAGUUCCCUGAACUUCAUGGCUCCUCAAAGCUUAAUAAUUUGCAGGUUUUGAGGUCUUUUGGUUUGAGUAAGAGAAGCUUUAAGGUAUUUGCAGUGGCUGCUUCAUCGUCAUCAAGCAUGAGUGAGGCCUCUAAUUAUAUACCUGCUGCUCCUAUUUUUCUUCCUGAAGGACCAUGGCAGCAAAUUCCUGGGGGAGUUACUGCUGCAAAGGGGUUCAAAGCGGCAGGAAUAUAUGGUGGAUUGCGUGCCAAAGGAGAGAAGCCUGAUCUUGCGCUUGUUACUUGUGAUGUUGACGCUACAGCUGCAGGGGCAUUCACUACCAACAUGGUUGCAGCUGCACCAGUAUUAUACUGUAAAAAUGCAUUAGAUAUCUCAAAAACAGCACGUGCAGUGUUAAUAAAUGCUGGUCAAGCAAAUGCAGCAACAGGUGAUGCAGGCUACCAAGAUGUGCUAGAAUCUGCUGGUGCUCUUGCUAUGUUACUUAAAUUGAAGCCUGAGGAAGUUUUGAUUGAAUCCACUGGUAUCAUAGGUCAAAGAAUAAAGAAGGGAGCACUUCUAAAUUCGCUUCCAAAACUGGUUAAUUCUUUAUCUCCAUCCAUUGAAGGGGCAGGUUCCGCAGCUGUCGCAAUCACAACAACUGACCUUGUAAGCAAGAGUGUGGCCAUUGAGUCUCAGGUUGGAGGGACAAAUAUAAAAGUUGGGGGAAUGGCCAAAGGUUCUGGGAUGAUCCACCCAAAUAUGGCCACCAUGCUCGGUGUUAUAACGACUGAUGCCCUUGUCAACAGUGAUGUUUGGAGAAAAAUGGUGCAGAUUUCAGUGAAUCGGAGUUUUAACCAAAUUACUGUAGAUGGGGAUACAAGUACAAAUGAUACAGUCAUUGCUUUGGCUAGCGGAUUAUCUGGAUCAAUCUCAAUAUCUAACAUAAACUGCCAUGAGGCAAUGCAACUUCAAGCAUGCCUUGAUGCUGUAAUGCAAGGUCUUGCAAAAUCAAUAGCUUGGGAUGGAGAAGGAGCUACAUGUCUAAUUGAGGUCACAGUAACUGGGGCAGAAAGUGAGGCGAAGGCAGCAAAAAUUGCACGCGCAGUAGCAUCGUCUUCUCUUGUCAAGGCAGCUGUUUAUGGCAGAGAUCCAAACUGGGGACGCAUUGCUGCUGCUGCUGGCUAUGCAGGAAUUCCUUUCCACCAAAACAAUCUUCGUAUUAUGCUGGGAGAUAUUUUGCUGAUGGAUAAUGGGCAACCACUUUCAUUUGACAGGUCUGCGGCCAGUAACUAUCUUAGGAAGGCUGGUGAGAUCCAUGGCACGGUUGGAAUCUACAUAUCCGUGGGUGAUGGACCAGGAAGUGGGCAAGCCUGGGGCUGUGAUUUAAGUUAUGAUUAUGUCAAAAUAAAUGCUGAAUACACAACAUAGACAAAUUCUCACCUUUUCUUUCCAUCGCCAGUUCUCCCCUGUUUGAGGUGUUAGGCUGUAUGAUGAUAUCAUCAAUCAAGUGUUCCCUUUAUAUUAUUGAAUAAUAUCAUUGACUUGUCAGAAAUAAUAAAGUUUAACCCUGUGAGUUAUUCGAAGCGUGAUAA